Molecule: messenger RNA, 2446 nt
Organism: Erinaceus europaeus (western European hedgehog)
Lineage: Eukaryota; Metazoa; Chordata; Mammalia; Eulipotyphla; Erinaceidae
Product: retinol dehydrogenase 16-like
Exons: 5
Coding region: 1468-2424 (318 amino acids)
Molecular function (GO): oxidoreductase activity
Source: RefSeq, a predicted model, not a curated record
AAAAAAACUCUCCUCCACUCUCCACUUCCUUCCAUAUUUCUCCCCUGAUUCAGGGAAGCAGGUUCAGUGGUGGAGCAGAACAGGGCUGAGAGCACAUACAUGGGAGUAUAACUGUCCUCACUCCUUUGCUGUUCUGUCCCUUCCGAAGAUCACACAGUCACUGACUCCUGUUGGUCAUCAUUUCUCCUUUGGCUAAUUGUGCUCCUGUUUGUAUCUGUGUCAUCACGCCAGGUUCCCCAGCAUUGCUUAAUGCUGUGGUCUAUUUUCAUAAUCAUUGUUUUGUCUGAGACCUGCCCUGCCUGCAGGGCAUUGGUUUAAUCCCCAUUGGUUUAAUCUCCACUGGUUUAAUCCCCACUGGUUCGCACUCUUUUUCCACUCCUCCCCCUUAUCCUACGUACUUCCUUUUCCACCCUACCACUUCCUUCCUGGAAAGUAUAAAUGCAGAUUCUUUUCUCAAUAAACAUCGGAUUGUUUUCCCGCUCAGCCAUGAGUUCCUAGUCGUCUCUCUCCAGCCUGCAAAGCUAGUCCAGCAGACUCCCUCUUCCAAAUAAUCAUUCCCUCAACACUAGACCUUGGGACCCUAAAUACAGUUGUGUCUCACUAUCUUGGGAGCCCCACAACAUGAAGUGGCAGCUGCAUAGUGGAGGACUGGAAACCUAUUGCACAAUUAACCCACACUCCCUGAGUUGACAGCUCCCACUUUCUGUUUCAUCUGCCUUCUCCUCCACUGAGUCCACCCUGAGUAGAGGUGGGUAUGGUUGGGGAGAUGGCAGAGCACUGACUGGGAUUCUAUGAAGAAACUUCAGGAUUUCACAAAAGGAAGAAUGAUCUGAUCUGAUGGUGCAUGACUUUACCUCCCAUAUGCAGCCCUGGUGCUUUGGAGAGGCUCCUCCCAAAACAAGUGGGAAGGUCAGUAUCUAAAAGUAAAUAGAGAUUUAAAGGCAUAUCCACCAAGGACUCUACUGGAGCAUGAUUUGCUGGGGCUUUCACGCUUCCAGGUGAGUUAGUGCCAGCUCAGGCUCUGUGCCCUAAGCCCCUGACAGCCCCACUCACACCCCAGGCCUUCAUAUGCAUCCUAGAAUCACAAAAGUGAAGCUCAGGUCUGGGAACUUGGAGAUUCAGCUGCAGCACCUGUCUUUUAGGAUUCAGGAGUUGUGGGUACUGAGGAAGACUUUACACCUGCAUCUGGUAGAGAAACUCUAACUACCUCAGCAGGUUUGGUGACUGGAUGGAUAUAUGUUGCAUGUCUUCUUGUCCCAACAUGUUGCCAAGACUUCUCUGACUCCCUCUGCUGUUAGCAGAUGCAGGUAGGAGGUGCCAGGAGUGGCACAGUGAACAGGUACACUUUGAAUAUCAGGACCAUCUUUGCUACAAGCUGAGGCUUCCACCGGCAGGCCAGCAGGAGUGGUGGUAGUUCCUGAUCUGUGUUCAGCUCCUGCAGAGAAAGGCUGUCAUCUCCUGUGAAGCAUGUGGCUGCUGUGCAUGGUGGCCCUGGUGGGCCUGUACCACCUCGUGCGCUGGCACCGAGAGAGGCAGGUGGUGAGCCAGCUGCGAGACAAGUACGUCUUCAUCACGGGCUGUGACUCGGGCUUCGGCAACCUGCUGGCCAGGCAGCUGGACCUGCGAGGCUUGAGGGUGCUGGCGGCAUGUCUGACGGAGAAGGGGGCUGAGCAGCUGAGGGACCAGACUUCAGACAGGCUGGAGACGGUCAUCCUGGAUGUCACCAAGUCAGAGAGCAUCGCUGAGGCCACCCAGUGGGUGAAGGAGCUUGUAGGGGACAGAGGAUUGUGGGGCCUGGUGAACAACGCUGGCGUCUCAAUGCCCACAGCACCCAAUGAGUGGCUGGCCAGACAGGACUUCAUGAAGAUUAUCGACGUAAACCUGUUGGGGGUGAUUGAGGUGACCCUGAGCCUGCUGCCCCUGCUGAGGAAGGCUAAGGGCCGUGUGGUCAAUGUCUCCAGUGUCUUGGGCAGAAUAGCCAUCUUUGGUGGAGGCUACAGCAUCUCCAAGUACGGAGUGGAGGCCUUCUCAGACACACUCAGGAGGGAGAUAUCCACCUUUGGAGUGAAGGUGACUAUGAUUGAGCCUGGUUACUUCAAGACUCCUUUGACCAGUUCUGAGAAUCUAUCUGAGAACUUCAGGAAGGCCUGGGAAAAGGCCCGACCAGAGGUCAAGGAUGUCUAUGGGGAGAAGUUCUUAAAUUCUUGCAUAAAGACCAUUAAUCAGCAGGCAAAAUAUUAUAAUGAGGAUCUGUCCUUGGUGACAGACUGCAUGGAACAUGCCCUGACCUCCUGUUACCCCCGCACACGAUACUCAGCUGGCUGGGACGCCAAGUUCAUAUACCUGCCCCUGAGUUAUAUGCCCACCUUUCUGGUGGAUACCAUGGCCUCCUGGAGAUACCCAAGGCCUGCCAAGGCCCUGUAACCAAAGUCAAGGUGCAGUAUAA